AUGGAUUAGCAAGAUUAAGACUCAUUAUUGGAAAUCUCUGAUUCUGAUCGAUUAACCAGCAUGCUCCUCUCCAACAAUUUAACUGACAUCUUUUUGAAUGAUUAUUAUAGCAAAUUUAAGAAUAGCUAAAACAUCCUUGAGCCAUCUAUGACCAUGUCAAGAGUAUCUCAAUUGGAUAAAAUGUCAGAAGACAAUUCUAAUGUUACUCAUAUGAAAGUGGUUCAUGCAUCUGACAGACUUGUGAUUGAAAUCUAAAAAAAUUAAUUAUUAGAGAAUAAGUUGGGUUAAUAAGCAAAAUUGAUUUAAGAUCUAUAGGAAUAAAUAGACUCAAAGGAAUUGUAAUUACAAGAAAGUAUUUAAUUGUGUGAGUAACUUUAAUCACAAGUAGAAAAAUCAGAAAAAAUCAACAAAUAAAAAUCUAAAGAAAUAUCAGAACUUAAAUUUGUUAUCAAUUCCCUUUCUAAAAGAUUGAAUUUCACCAAUCUAAAACAAGAAACCCUUCAAUCCUCAAUGGAGUGCCUCUCUUUUCGACCCUCAUCACAGCCAAGAGGAAAUAAGGCACAUAAUAAUCACCAUUCAUAUUCAUCUUCUAGAGCAUAUUUCCAAAAGAUUCUCACAGAAGACACACCGAACAUUUCAAAUGACAAAAUUGUUAAGGAUAAAGUCUUAUCCUUUUUGAAUACUAAACUUAAGGAUACGAAAUAAACUGAAAAAAAUGAUAUCAAAAAGGAAAAGUAUUACAGAUCAUAAUCCAAUUUUUGGUCCAGUCUAACCACAUCACCAAAUCCAAGUAAAAGCAAUCAUACAUAAAACAGUAUUUCAGUUGGUAAAUCACAAUUAUCUGAUAAGAAAAUCGAAAAUACUCUCACUCUAUUAAAAGCAAUUAAGAUAUAAUGCAAUCAAUUUUAGAACCACAAAAAACUAUACUGA
Molecule: messenger RNA, 930 nt
Organism: Paramecium tetraurelia
Lineage: Eukaryota; Ciliophora; Oligohymenophorea; Peniculida; Parameciidae
Exons: 3
Source: RefSeq, a predicted model, not a curated record